CUUUAGUCUUUACCUUCUAAAUUACUUAAGAAAUGGCUGCAGAUGAUGUCCCUUGCUGUGAGACUAUGUUCUGGGUGUACCUACUCGUAUGUGUUGCUCUUGUGGCUUUUGCAGGUUUGAUGUCAGGACUGACUAUUGGGCUCAUGUCCCUUAGUCUUGUUGAGCUCGAGGUCAUGAUCAAAGCCGGUGAACCCCACGAGCGCAAAAACGCUGUUUGUACUGACUCUGUUUUCAAUAAAAUCCAAAAGGCUCUACCAAUCUUUGUCGAUUCGCUGCUUCCAGCUUGGGGUGCUAUUCUGAUAUCCGUGACUCUCAUACUUGCAUUUGGCGAGAUUAUACCUCAAGCUGUAUGCUCUAGAUACGGGCUGAGCAUCGGGGCAAAGCUAUCAGUUUUGGUUCGUUUGAUUAUCAUAGUCUUCUUCCCAUUAUCUUAUCCAAUCAGCAAGCUACUCGAUUUGUUGCUUGGAAAAAGACAUUCCACACUUUUGGGACGAGCAGAACUCAAGUCACUUGUGUAUAUGCACGGAAAUGAGGCUGGAAAAGGUGGUGAACUGACUCACGAUGAAACAACAAUCAUAUCAGGAGCUCUGGACAUGUCUCAGAAGAGUGCCAAAGACGCAAUGACACCAGUCUCUCAGAUCUUUUCACUCGAUAUAAACUCUAAGCUCGACGAAAAGACAAUGGGAUUAAUAGCAAGUGAAGGCCAUAGCCGAAUACCUAUAUACUCUGUGAAUCCUAGCGUUAUCAUCGGAUUUAUUCUGGUAAAGAACUUGAUCAAAGUCCGCCCUGAAGACGAGACACCGAUCAGAGAUCUCCCUAUCAGAAGAAUGCCCAGGGUCGAUUUGAAUUUACCUCUCUACGACAUCCUCAACAUCUUCCAAACAGGUCGAAGCCACAUGGCUGCUGUCGUUGGGACCAAGAACUAUACUAAUACCAACACUCCAGUCCACGACAAGAGCAUCAAUGGAACACCUAAUAAAGACGCUAAUGUUGUUCUGAGCAUUCCUGUGAUGAACUCCAGCGAAAGUAAUCGUCAAACUCCAAUCCGAUACAUCGAUAGCAUUGCUGAUGAAGAUGAAGAAAUCGUUGGGAUUAUAACUCUGGAAGAUGUUAUGGAAGAACUUAUACAGGAAGAAAUAUUUGAUGAGACGGACCGAUACGUCGAACUUCAUAAAAGGAUAACAAUAAACAUGCCACUAUCGGGAAUUUCGCCGGAAACUGCCACUUGGGCUUCAGAGCUGGCAUCUCCUAUCUCACCGUAUCGCUCAAGUCCUCUGUCACCGAGCCUCAUGAUCUCUACGCUGCUCCGGUCACCAAUAAAUUCACCUUACCGCCACCAGUCUUUGUUUCUCCGGCCAACACUUCACGCUUCUCCACCGGCACAACCUCCUUCCGUGCUCUCUCGGGACAGUAACGAGCGUUAUUACUAUCUAUCUCCUAGUAGGGUGUUGAGGAAAUCUUAUGAAAAGUUAUCAAGAUCAAAUGGACCCAAGGGGUUUCAAUCUACUAAAAGCUCUGAAAACCCGGGCCGGCCUGACCCGGACCCGGAAGACGACCCGCCAAUACCUCAAGAAGUGUUCGAGCGGAUGAUGGGAAGGAUCGUCGUGUCGGUAGGAACACCACUAGGCCUAGGAGUGGCAAUCUUGAAAAUACUCGAAGUCUUGAAGGAUAGGAAAGUCUGGGACGUGCCGUUGUGGGUUCCAUUCUUGACCACACUCGUGACCUUUGGUUCGUCGGCUCUUGGGAUUGCGUACGGAAGCUUGUCCACAAACUUGGACCCGACCAAGACUAACUCUCUUUUCGGACUCAAAGAGGCAAAGGAGAAUUGGGUAGAGAUGUGGAAAGAAGACUAAUGAUGGUAAUGUAUGAAUGAUAAUAAUGUUGAUUUUUUUAC
Arabidopsis arenosa is the source of this 1894-nucleotide messenger RNA. NCBI's taxonomy places the organism in Eukaryota, Viridiplantae, Streptophyta, Magnoliopsida, Brassicales, Brassicaceae. The record is from the annotation of a GenBank genome assembly.